This is a messenger RNA of Trichophyton rubrum CBS 118892, 5442 nucleotides long. RefSeq lists its product as uncharacterized. The transcript is spliced from 2 exons. The record is from RefSeq and is a predicted model, not a curated record. Gene Ontology annotation, molecular function: transmembrane protein transporter activity. Gene Ontology annotation, cellular component: mitochondrial outer membrane; mitochondrial outer membrane translocase complex. The coding region runs from base 629 to 1375 and encodes 248 amino acids. Gene Ontology annotation, biological process: protein import into mitochondrial matrix. NCBI's taxonomy places the organism in Eukaryota, Fungi, Ascomycota, Eurotiomycetes, Onygenales, Arthrodermataceae.
CAUUUUUCUUCAUCUUCAAGCGAACGCUGUUGACGGUGAGCGAGCUUUAGUAACGGAGCACGAUUGCCAAUUGCCAUUCAGCAGUCCGACAGGCGGUCACGGACGUCCCUCGUUCAGGGCUGUGCGCUAAUUUUUUGAUCUGAGAACGACGCCCUUCUUUCACUCCCAACGACUCUUUCAUACUGCGCAUUCUAUCACUUGCUUAUCCUAAUAUCCCGUCACCAUGGCCGACUUCAGCUCUGCUCUUUCAUUUUUGACGGAUAAUCCUGCCGCGGGAGUUCUAAAAGAUUCAUAUGAUGCGUUUGCACGGCGGAGAGCAGACCUAGGGCUGUCGAAUCCCGGCACUGUUGAGAUGGUUUCUCGAGAAGUCCAGAAGGAGGUCUUGCUCUCCAAUUUCAUGUUCACAGGCCUUCGUGCCGAUUUGACCAAAGUCUUCGGAGUCUCGCCUCUUUUCCGAAUCUCUCAUGCGUUUACCAUGGGCUCUCAAGGCAACCUUCCUCCAUAUGCCUUGUCUACCAUGUUUGGAACUUCGGAUGUGAGUUGAACAGUAGUAUUUGUUGAGAAGCUGGUCUGAGUAUCUUAAAAUUGAGCUAGCAGCCAGGCUGACCUGAUAUCUCUUUAGGUGCUUAUGCAAGGAAACAUUGGCAGUGACGGAGCUCUGGCCGCCGUUGCAAACUAUCGCUGGAGCUCAUCCUUGAUCAGCAAAGCCAACGUUCAGAUAAUGCCUGGUUCUGCGCAGGGCCUCAUUCAGCUCGAUAACGAUUACACCGGAUCUGAUUUCUCGGCGUCUCUUAAGGCUUUCAACCCGUCAAUUUUAGAAGGGGGGCUUACCGGUAUUUUCAUCGGAAGUUACCUACAGUCUAUCACUCCUGGGUUGGCUCUGGGACUCGAGGCUAUGUGGCAGCGUGCUGGACUCGGUGCUAAGCCAGAGACUGCUCUUUCAUACUGUGCACGAUACAAGGCAGAUGACUGGAUUGCCAGUGCCCAACUACAGGCGCAGGGAACUAUCAAUGCGUCAUUCUGGAAGAAACUCUCUGACAAAGUCGAAGCUGGUGUUGAUAUGAACCUUCAAUUUGCACCAAGCGGCAACCCCAUGAUGGGAGGCAGUCUUCAGCGAGAGGGAACUACCGCUAUCGGAGCCAAGUAUGAGUUCAGGGCGUCUACGUUCAGAGCUCAGGUUGACAGUGACGGGAAAAUAAGCUGUCUGUUGGAGAAGAGAGUUGCCAUGCCAAUUUCUCUCACCUUUGCUGGUGAAAUAGACCAGGUUAAGCAAACUGCCAAGAUUGGUCUUGCUGUCUCCUUCGAGAUGGCUUCUGAGGAGCUGAUGGAACAGCAAGAGUCUGGAGAGCUGGCUAGCGUCUCUCCACCUUUCUAAAUUCAUGCUCGGGGGGGAAAAAACCUCCGUUUAUCACCUCUCGUCUUUGCUCUCCUCCCACUCUUGACCCCUAAAGACUAGAUUCAACCAGCCAGCCAGUCACGACCAUAUAUCCCGCAUACUCUUUAUAAUAUCCGCAUCGUGGGCAGCUUUAAUUGCCUGUGGUCCUGAUCACCAUGAGGCCUCGACAGUCUAGGUUGUUCCCGUCUCUAUGGACUCUCAAAGGCCCCUUUCCUUCUAUUUCCCAUGCAUAAACGUCCAGGAAGUUGUAUUAGGUGUACGGAACUUCAUCUUGUAUAGAGCCUUCCUCCCCCCUUUUUCUUUCUAUUCAUUACUCUCCUGUUUUAACACACCCACUUUCACCCUGUGUUACUGUUUUGAAUGGUAACUUUUACUUUAUCUUUCCCAAAGUGUCAUGUCAUGAUUUUCCUAUACUCACACUGCCUUUCUGUUUGUGUUCUGUGGACAGAUUAUGGGACAUGAGAUUCAGACCAGAUGGGAGGAUAGGAUUAUUGUUUAGGCUGUGUUUGUUGUUCUACCUUAUAUUUUUUUGAUCUUUCCUUUGGGUUUGUUUUUGCCUGCAAAACUUAGAAGGAAGGAAUGUAAAAUAACACGAUUUGAUUUUUUGCGCAGCCCGCCCUCUGCUCGAAGCGUCUUAAGAGUAAAUUGAGAUUCGAUCGUAAUAGAUUGUCAUAAAACUUGAACUCCCACUAGCUUUGUAGCUAGCCCAGUUAGCGGAGGCCUGUUGUCCGACCUUCAAUUGAUAUCCUUCCAUGGUUCCAAAUUAAUCAACCACCUUCAAUCAUGGCUAAACACUGCCGCCUAUCCGGAACAGCUAUACCUCCCCAAGCAUGAGAGUCCAGCUGACGGUUGAUGUCUGCAGAGUACUACCAAUACUGCAAACCAAAAGGGGCGAGGGCCUGACAAUUCUAGCAGCAUGCUCCGUCGUGUCUGCGAUUUACACGCGACAAUCUGCAUCUACGUGGCCAUGCAACUGUACGUGGCUUUCGAAGAGAGGAACAGAGCAGAGCAGAUAGAUCGGGCCCUCCACUGAUAUUGGCAUUGCAUGCCAACAGCCACGGAAUACACGAAGAUAAUUAGACGCACCUCAAACAAUACAGAGCAGAUAACAAUAAUAAUGAAUUAAAGGACAAUAAGCAGCAUCUAGCGAAGUGCUCCAUGGCAGCAAGAAGAAAAAAACCAGCUCACCUAUCAAUUACCAUCACCAUGCAUGAAUGCACCCUUAUAUCAAGCCCAAAUUAUUGCAUGGGGGACCUAACUACAGGGAACAGGGAAGUUUACUGACAGCUUGAUGAGAUCAUCUGACUCCUAUAUAAUGAUGUAUGUUCUUGAUCAAUCAAGAUGGAUUUGCAUUGCAUCAUCUUCGCAGCUUGGACGUAUGCCGUGCAUCUAGAGUAGAAAGGUACGACUUGUUUACCGUCCUGUCCGUCUAUGAUGUAACCUGUUUAAAUAACGCCAGGUAGACUUGGUGUUAUUAGUAUCCAUUUGUUAUUAAGGUUGGCGGCAUCACAUGAGGAGGCUGAGAGUAAGCAAAAGACGACUAGGCUACUAUAGGCUAAUUUACUGUGGAUAACAACUUAAUAUUCUGGUAAGAUGGCCGAGUGGUUUAAGGCGGCAGAUUUAAGCUCUGCUGAGGGAGACCUCUCGUGGGUUCGAAUCCCACUCUUAUCAUCAUCUUUUUUUAUUCCCCUACGUAUUACUAUUCUCCUCAGGUUUCUCUUUUUUUUUUUGUCUUGCUUCUCUACCAGCCGUCGGUGACACAGGAGAAGGUCUUGCGUGAUCAAAACUGCUCGUUUCUCCUCUUCGUAGUUCCUUCGUCGACCCAUGGAACCUAGCUCGUGGUCAUGGAGCAACGACCAUGGCUGGCAAAAAAGCAAAGCAACGCCAGCUAACAAAAGAGAAUGAAAGAAGUGAGGGAACGAGAAGAAGGAAAUGUAAGGGGGCAAUGAGACGGAAUUGACUUUUUGCUCUCUAUAUAUUCUUUGGCUGGAGAGACCAAGCCUACAUAAUGGUUAAUUUAGUCGGACUCCGUACUCCGUAGUUACAUACGUAUUGUCCCUCGAGAGGUUAUCGGGAGUACUCCAUAGAGAAGGACGCAAUUGCUGAACGGGAUUAAUUAGCCGUUGAUACAUGGUUGUUAUGCUCGAGCAGGUCAGCGGCUUCUCGAAAGGUGGCCCGUCCCAACCUCUGUUCGUCCGAUUCGGCGUUACGAGCCCGGUCAAGAACGGAACGAACCCCGUCCUACCAUGUCACGAGAAGGUACAGAAUGGAGCACAGCAAGCAAAGUGGACAGGAAAAAGUCCCCAUAUCUUAAGGUGUCGGCGCACGUAAGGAUGUGUCUGACCUGUAGCGUCCGCGCUAGGUUGGUGUGUUGAGCCCGAAGAGUAUACGUUAUGAAUGGUUUGUAUCCAUAGCUCUGAAUCCCGGCUAGUUGCCCAGAGUGUUUAAACCGAUCAUCUGGACAAAGCCAGCCGCCUGAGAAGCCGAAGCGAGGGCGGGAAAAGAAUACAAGCAACGUCGCUCAGGACGGCGAAAAAGGGCGAGUCGAGACCGCUGUGAGCUAUUAAUAAUUCCUCCCAGCAGAGAUCGGUGGGCGAAAGAGAAGAAAAUUAACAAAUAUCGAUCAAUAAUAGGUGCUGUCCUUGGGAUCCCUCGCUUGCUGUGCUCCACUUGUGCCUGUUCUCUUUUAGUGUCUGUACCUGUGCAGUGCAGGCGUACAGUAGUUUGGUCCAGGUCAGGCCGGGUCAGUGGCCACACACGCGGGCCUUUGCUGCAGGAGUAACCUCGAGUGGCGUCAGAAGCCGAUGGGCUCGGAGCUCAAGAGAGGAUCGAAUCAACCCGACAGACAGGCACAGGGAAGCUUCAUGGCUGGUUGGAAGGGGUACAUAAUAGAUAAUAAUGGCAAUAUCUAGUUUGCUGGUUCAAUAAGUAGCUAAAUAAAAAAAAGAAAGAAAGAAAGGAAAGAAGGAAAGAAAGAGGAGUACCAUGCAACCAAUGAUCGCUCAGAGUAGUUUGCGGUGUUGUAAAGGCUGGGCUAGGAGGAGCAAAGGAUGAUAUCAUCAUCUGGUCGUUAGUUUUAGUGGUUGAGCAGAGUGGAAAGACGCCGCAUCGAUCUCGUAUGAUGUUCAGGGAGCUCUGGCUGGGACGCUGGCUGGAGUGCGUGCAGCUGGCGUGGCAAUAUACACAUGUGAGCAUCUUUGGUGGCCAAGGAAGGGGCUGUAGUCCCUGCCAGCGUUCCCGUCUCUACGUGAGAUGUGUCGAUGUCGAUGUCGUUGUACUGCACAUCAAUAAUGCCUACCCACUCGGGAUUUGAGUAACUAUGUACAUCUACUAUGUCAUUAAUUCCCGGGAGACGGUUGUUUCUGCUAGACAGCAUACCGCCAGGAGGUUAACUUUGAAGGGUGAUGUAAGCUAUCAAUAGAAGAAGAAAGAGGAGGAGAAGAUGGAAGAUCCGAGGCUGUCGAAGGUGAUGUAUGUAGUCCGAGAUACGCUCAACCUAGGUAUAUAUGAUGCACGUCGAUGCUAAGAUCGUUGCUCCAGCUGAAGCCAUCUCCAGCUGCUCUUGAUUUGUGUGUUCCUGAAACACGGUGGAGGCCCUGACUCGUGCAAAGCUGGUAGCUAACUUGGGACAGGGGAGCUUAGCCAUAGUUGGCCCGUCGUUAAUUAGCUCUUAUCCGGUAUGUGUCAGGGUAUGUUUUUAUAUAGCUAUCGUUGUGCGCAGUUUGGGGCUGGCCAAGUGUAGAGUAGGACCGAUGGAUGGGGUGUGCAGCGGUUUGGUGAUGGGAAAGUGUAGAAACGGCGAUAACUGCUCAAGGAGUUACAUUAUACGGCCUGGACAACACUAACGGUUAUCGAGAGGCACGGACAUGCAACGCCCUUGUUACACACCCCUUGGCCUCGUAAAUGGCCUGUUGUAAGUGUGCAUGGUAUACGGAGUAAGAUGAAGUCAUGGGGAGGAAUGGGCACAUAUUACCUUUACCAGUUGGUGUGGUAACUGCGCCGUAUAGAUGGCAUAGACGUGGGUGCAGGGGUUAUCUGGGGCGGGG